AAUCAUGAAAAUUAAUUUUUCUAAUUUAUUAAUUGUUGAAAAAAUUAAAACAAUCGUCAAACGUCAGAUACUUCCAAGUUGCUUUUAACUAGACUAUACUUUCUUUAGUAUGGCGAAAUGAAAUUUCAUGAAUUGAAUCAUUUGAAAUAAAAAUUAUCAAUAAAUUACUUUUAUUUAUACGUAACAAUUGUAUAAGUAUUAUAAAUGGUUGUAAACAAAAAAAAAUUAAUUGAUGUGAUAAAUUAAAGUAUUAUUAAUUAAUAUUUUACAAAAAGAAACACCUAUGGCGAGAAUAAUUUGACACUUGGUCAUAUGAAAACAAAAUAAUAGUAAUAGUAUUGAAAAUAAAAAACGAUGGGAUUAAGUUUACUCAAAUUUCGAAAAGAUGUGAAUAAUAAAAUUCCAAGAAAUUUAAAUGUUCAUUAGUUGUAAUAGAAACAAGAAUGUUGAGUAUACUUUUAAAAUAUUGCAAUUAUCUGAAGUAUUCUAAAUUAAAAAGCAAUAAAAAAUAAUGAGCAAUGAAAUCAUUGUACAGAUUUGUUAUUAUUUUUUUAUGUAUUAUUGGUGUGAUAAUUGUUUUAAGUAUUUCAUCGCAUUCAAGUAGUAACAAAAAAAAUGAUGAAGAUUCGAAUACUGAAAUCAUUUCAAAUCAUCGAGAUCCACGUGCUCGAGGACGUCUCAAAAAAGAUUCGAUGGAAAUAAUAAACCAAGAAGUCACUAUUUGUGUUGUCGUUUGUGGUGACAGAUUAGAUGAAUCUCUUACAAUGUUUAAAUCUGCAUUAGUUUUUACGAAAAAACUAUUGAAAUUGAUUGUAAUUGCUGAAGAUGAUUUGAUCGUUGCAUUCGACGAGAAACUCAGCGAAUGGAAGUAUUUAACAAAUAAUUCAUUUACUUUUGUACUGAAACCGAUUCAAUUUCCAAACAAUAGUGAUGCUUCAAUGUGGAAACGAUUAUUCAAACCAUGCGCUGCUCAAAGACUUUUUCUACCGGCUUUAUUGAAUGAUACUGAUGCCAUAUUAUACGUUGAUACAGACACAUUAUUUUUAGCACCACCAGAGUUAGUCUGGGAUGAAUUUAAAAAAAUGAAUUCAACACAAUUGGCUGCUUUGAGUCCUGAACAUGAAGAUCCUAAUACAGGAUGGUAUAAUCGAUUUGCCAAACAUCCGUACUACGGGAAACUCGGUGUCAACUCAGGUGUUAUGUUGAUGAAUUUAACACGAAUGCGUGAAUUUAGAUGGACAGAUUAUGUGAUACCUAUUCACAAAGAGUAUAAAUUAAAAAUAACAUGGGGUGAUCAGGAUAUUAUUAAUAUUAUAUUUCAUUACCAUCCAGAAAGAUUGUAUAUUUAUCCGUGUCGUUAUAACUACAGACCAGAUCACUGUAUGUACAUGUCUGUAUGUACUAAUGCUGAGACAGAAGGUGCAUUAGUCAUCCACGGAUCGAGAGGUACAUUUCACUCACAAAAACAGCCUCCUUUUCGUGCUGUCUUUCGAGCAAUGCAACAGUAUCAAUUCGGCACUGAUAAAUAUGAAAAUUUGUUUUUACCAAUGCAAAGUUAUCUAAUGAUGGAUGAUAAUUCACAUUGUGGUAAAGUUUGGAAGGUUUUUAUAAUACAACCUGAAAUUUAUAUAGGCAAUAAUUUUAUUAACUAAUUUAUUGAUGCUCAAGUAUGAAGAGUUUUUUUUAUAUAGAACAAUUUUUUUAUACAAUUUAUUAGCAAUUACGAAUUGAUUUUAUACACUACUUGUAAAAUAGCUGCAUUAUUUCUGACAGCUGUUUAUUGUAAAUUAUUACUUUACACAAAAAAAAUUUGUUA
Cotesia glomerata is the source of this 1816-nucleotide messenger RNA. It is a transcript of the gene shams, whose product is annotated as glucoside xylosyltransferase 1-like. Gene Ontology annotation, molecular function: UDP-xylosyltransferase activity. The record is from RefSeq and is a predicted model, not a curated record. Lineage: Eukaryota; Metazoa; Arthropoda; Insecta; Hymenoptera; Braconidae. Bases 519 to 1652 code for a protein of 377 amino acids. The transcript is spliced from 2 exons. Gene Ontology annotation, biological process: protein O-linked glycosylation via N-acetylgalactosamine.